Molecule: messenger RNA, 1168 nt
Organism: Fukomys damarensis (Damara mole-rat)
Lineage: Eukaryota; Metazoa; Chordata; Mammalia; Rodentia; Bathyergidae
Gene: Haus7
Product: HAUS augmin like complex subunit 7
Exons: 10
Coding region: 38-1153 (371 amino acids)
Biological process (GO): centrosome cycle; spindle assembly
Cellular component (GO): HAUS complex
Molecular function (GO): microtubule minus-end binding
Source: RefSeq, a predicted model, not a curated record
ACCGCGGGUGGGCGGAACCCUGCUCCAAGCGGGAAAGAUGGCCGAGGCGGCUGCAGCGUUCGCUCCGGGCUUUGGUGGCGAUUAUUGCGAAGAUGAGGGUGACAGCCGUGUGUUCAAAGCGGCCUUGGAGGUGUUCAGAAAGCUGAAGGACCUGAAGUGUCCCUUGCUGGAGGGUCUGUACAUCACAGAGCCAAACACGAUUCAUGAGCUGCUGUGCACGCCUUCGAAGUACCGCCUGGAGAUCCUGGAGUGGAUGUGUACACGGGUCUGUCCCUCCAUGCAAGACAAGUUCAGCUCACUGAAUGGGGCCCCGGUGGAGGCAAAGAUCCAAGAGAUGGUGAAGCUAGGCCACGAGCUGAUGCUGUGUGCGCCGGAUGACCAGGAUCUGGUUAAGGGCUGUGCCAGUCCCCGGAAGCAGCUGCAGUUCAUGGGCCAGAUGCUUGAUGCCGUGCAAAGCCUGGCUGUCGGAUGCUCCAGUUACCCCAGUGUGAAGGAGGACUUCGAGGAUGAUGCCGAGAAGAAUGAGGGACUGCUGGAGGAGUUCCUCUCCAGCGUGCAGCUGGAGAUGCUUCUGAACCCCGAGUCAGACCCAUGGCCCGUGGACAUGCAGCCCGUCCUCAAGAACCAGGGUGACGACUGGCAAGGGGCUGAUCCCGUGGCCCAGUCGGAGACGGAGAAGGUGGCGGAACUGGCCAGGCAGCUGCAGGAGGGUGCGGCCAAGCUGUGGGCACUCAGGGCCGAGAGCUUGGAGCAGCACAAGGCUGGGGAGGCUGUGGGUGGUGCCGAUACCAGCAUGCUGGAGCAGAAGCUGAGCCUGGUCAUCUCUGACUUCAACCAGCUGGUCCUGGCCUUCAUCCAAGUGUAUGACAACGAGCUGGGGGAAUGCUGCCAGCACCCGGACCCCAACCUCCACCCAUGUGGCCCCAUUGUCCAGGCUGUGUACCAGACUCUCACUUCCUGCAGCCAACUGUUGAAAGCAGUCGAGGAGGUCACGGGUACCUCUGCGGAGGCCAUGGAUGCGGUGAAAAGACAGGAGAAGGAGCCGAUCUGUUGGGAUGGCAGCAGCUCUGUGAUGAGCCUAGCCACCAAAUUAGAAGAACUAACACGGAAAUACCAGGUCUUCAACGACAGCCUGAACGAGGGCAAGGGAUAGUGUGGGGCUGCAGCU